Molecule: messenger RNA, 7260 nt
Organism: Xyrichtys novacula (pearly razorfish)
Lineage: Eukaryota; Metazoa; Chordata; Actinopteri; Labriformes; Labridae
Source: the annotation of a GenBank genome assembly
CGGAUGCAGAAAGUGCACAUGUAUGUCAGCUGUUGGCAUCAAUCUGUAAAAUAUUGCUGGGCCUCAGUGAUUUGACAAGUUGCUGUAUUAUAUGCUUAUAAGGAUUAAGUGCACCAGAUGAAUCAAUCAGUGAACAAGAGGUGCUGAAAAUUAAAACAUGCCCUUUAAUUUUGACUGAAUUGUAAGAUCUGAUUCAUGAAAUGCAAGUGUGAGUAAGAUCACAGGGAACAUUACAAAUGCAAAUUUAAAGCACCUAGCACCUAGCAGCUUCAUGCUUGCUCCUUCAGCCUAGUAGCCUCAGCCAUAAUGGCCCAGAUUUCAUUGUCCUCGCAGACAGAGUGAUGAGAGUGUAUAUGAAAAAGAUCACCGUGGCAACAGGAGCCCCAGUGUAAAAAGCUGUGAUGGUGGAAGCUGAGGCCUGGUCUAAUCAAUGGCUCGCCGCCUCAGUGAAUCUUACACUGGAGGGCACUUUAAACCAUGAAAUUACAACCUGAAUUAUUGCUGAUUGACAAAAUUACUUUAACUGUGAGGGGAGCUAGAGAUGGUGGAUUGAAUAUGAGGGUGAGAUCUCAUUCAGUGUGCACAUGACUAUUUAUGAGUACACACAAGGGCACUACUAGGAGGUAAUGUUCUGGGCAUUGAAGCAUUAACCAGCAAGUAGGCCAACUGCAGCAAAGUCCAAGCACCACACAGUAACUGGGAAGAUAGAGGAAGAACGGUCUCAUCCUACAUCCUCUGUGGAAGAAGAGUAUUUUACGAAAAAGUGUCAGUCUUAAUUUUAAGUAGGGGGAAAGCUAGCCAGCUUGCGGUGCACAAAUGAAUUUUCCUACUAAUUGAGGCCUCCAUUCAACUCAGCAGAUGGACACCUCUUUUGUUAGUGUUUAUUAUGUUUCCUCUCAUUGUUUCUCCUGCAGUUAACAAGUAUGAAGAAAUGUAGAAAAGCUGUCAAACAUGAUGUCACAUCCCCUAGCAUGAUAAGAGUUAACUUUAUGAUGUAAGGCACGAUCCAAGAUGAUGAUAAUGAUCCCAUGUGUAAUACAACAUAAUUUUCUAGGUUUACCUAUUUGCUAUCUCUUUAAAUCAGAGACAGGCUGACCUAUACUACAAACAGCUACCGGGGGAGGCUCUAGUACAGGUUUUGGUUUCACAGUUGCGCUAUCCAUCAUCUCACAACAGUGGUUUGUGAACAUUAUUAUACUUACAGUUGGUAUACAACAGAUGUUAAAAUUUUUGUCAGUUAUGAAUCAGUUAUUAUGAUUGACAUGUGAACAUUUCACAUGUUAAUAUUGUAAUUAUGCAGAUGGUGCACAAUAUCACGGACCAGCAUUCAGCGUGUAGACAAACUGUAAUGUUAGGAUGCAUGUUUGCUGUUAUGCUAUGCUUUUAAAAAUCACAGUAUUUGUUAGGGAAAUUAAAUGAAAUGUUGUCUCAUUAUUUACGAAGAUUGAAUUUAAGCUGCUCAACAGUGUAGGGUCUCCUUUGCUGUAUGUUUUCAGUCAUGAUGCACCAGAUUCUUUAAUGGGUUACAGGUCAGGAUUGCAGGCAGACCAAUUAAGCACCCAGAUGCUUCUCAUACAUAAUACAUGCAUAAUGUGGUUUGGCGUUGCGCGGCGGAAAUUUGCAGUCUUUCCUGAAAAAGGCAUUGUCUGCAUUGUCAACAUGUGUAGCACCAAAACCUAUACUGUAAUUUUCAGCGUUGGUGAAUGGUGCUUUCCCACAUGUGUGAGCUGCCUUUGCCAUAGAAAUUUACACCUCCCCAUGCUGGCUUUUGACCUGUUUGCUUACAACAAGCUGAGUGGGAGUGGGUUCUCCUGAUGGACCCUCCCUUCCAUAGGCUGCAAGAAUGUGACAUCCAUGAUGUCCUAAAAGAAUGUAAAACUCAGAUUUGUGAAAUCACAGAGAAGUUUUUUCACUUCCUCUAAGUCCAUCUUGAACAGACUUCAGAUCAGAGAAGUCUACAUGUUUAGAUCAUAUGAAUAGAAUUUCCUCUUAGUAUUGUUUAAAAACAAACAAACAAACAAACAAAGGACAAUACAGUAUUAGUAGCACAUAUUCUCAUAGCCACAAGACGGAUAACUGAAAAGUCAGUUUAAAGUGCUGAGAUUCUCUUAUCUAGUUUAGUUACUAUAUUCUGAAGGCAAUCUCAAGGAAAAUGUAGCAGUACAGUGGGGACACUAGGACCCUGUGGAUACAGCAGGUCUGGUCCUGUUUCUUACAGCCUCCUGCUUCAUCUCUGCAGUCACUGUGUCUGAGUGGAGAGGGAAGCAUACAGAGUGAGCUGUGUCUUUGCAAGCAUUCACAUCAGCACCGAUUUGGUGAAAUCCCCACCGCCACAGCUGAACAUAUCCAGGGAGGAGGAUGUACCAGGGAGACAUAGGAAGAGAAACAGGCUUGUAUGGAGGAAAGUACAUCAUCCAUGAGGUUCAGUGACCGAUGUGUGUACCUCAGCAGUGGGAGCUACACCAGAUUUUUAUCCUCUGAGACCAAAACAGCAGGCAGUUGCAUCAGGAAAUACUGAUCCAGGUACACAAUGCUUCUUCUCUCACGCCACAUUUUCCUCUCUUCUUCAACCCUCUUUUUCUGAUCUUCUAAUUAUACUCUGCAGAGUACAACAAUAAAUCUCAUUCAACCGUAAUGUGAUCUGUAAAAUGUGGGGCUUGAUUUUGCAGUGGGUGAAAUGCACCAGUGAUUAAUAUAUAAAUGAGUAGGCAGUAAGACAUGACUAAACCAGGCAGAAGGGUUCAUCUGAAUUGGGAGUACCCCUAUGUGUGAUUUAGAGAUGCUGCUCACUGAUGGUGAUCAUUCAUAGCUGAUGAGGGAGAUAAAGGCCCUUAUUUGCACUAUAAUCACUCCUGGCAGCAGAAGGAAUAUCCUAAGCUUUUAUUUUACACCAGUGGCAAGCAUUCUGGAUUUCCUUGAUCAGACACAUAAAUAUAGCUGAAGCCACCCAAAGCUGUUUGUUGUUUCUCAUUGGCAAGCGGUGUUAAUAUGCAGACAGCUUGGGAAGCCUAUGAAUACCCCCAGGUUUUACAAUUGAAAUAAGAAAUUCACAUUUACCAAGUGGACAAAGCCUCCUUAUUGUAACACAAUGAACACGAGCAUUAUCCCUCAGUACAAUGACUCUUCCACUAACAUGGUAAAUGCAUUAGCAAGGCCUUCCAGAAAUGUUCUGUUUCUGAACAAUGUAGCAACAUACAAUCAAGGCUUUCGCUGUAGUUGUUAAGUAGAUAAGAAAAGGCUGAUAUGAGUUCAAAGUUUGGAAUAGUUUGUGGUUAUUUUUUGGCAUCAAUACAUGACCAGGGUAUGUGUUUGUAUAUUACCUGUGGCCUAUCGGUAAGGACCAGACUAUUUGUUGAGCAUUUUUGACUGAAAUAAGAAGAGUAUUAAGAAGUUGUGAUUGUGAUUUUGUUGCAGACUGACUGACCAGAAUCUAUUCGAGUAACCCAACUCUUUGAUCCUUUUUCUUGAAUAUUCAUGAUUAUUCAAAUUAAAUUGCGCUUUUAGUUUUUUUUUGCAUGUGCCCUAUAUCAACCUUCUUGAGUAAUUCAUGCCGAAUUUAAUGAAUUGGUUUGUCGGCUGGCCUUGGAUUACCCUAUCAGUAAGAUUGCCUCAACAGAGAUUUGAGAAGCUAAGAAGGAUUUUGAACAACUUCAUCUAGGCUGAUUAAUUUCUUGGUGGCAGGGAAAAAACAAGUAACUUGCACAUGCAACUUAUUGUAAAGAUGAGCUAGAACCAAGAAAUCCAAAUAGGAGGCCAACAACUCAGGCACAGUGACCUCACAACCUAUUUCAUCUUUCUCUCUCUCCUGUUUUUAGGGUGGAAUGUGACUGAUGGCAGACAUGAAGACCUUUUAAAUGGACAGGGAAUAAAAUAUCUGGCCUCCCAACACUCACAGCCUCAUUGUCCAACCUACAGAGACACUUUUGCCUUGAUUUUAAGCCGUUGUUUUCUGACUGUACUUCCUGGCUUUGAAGGAUGGGUGAUGGGCCUGUGACUGAUCCUGCUUGGCUGCCUCAUCCCAUCUUUCAAUGGAGCCGAUGUGGAACUCCUCCCACCAACCUCUACAGCUCAUGCCCAACAUGUCUGCCUCCUCUCUGCCCGAGGGCUGGGCUCUGUCUCAGACCCUAGCCUUGCUAGCCAUGCUGCUCAUGGAUCUGCUGGCUGUGGUGGGUAACGUGGCUGUUAUGGCGGUGAUUGCCAAGGCCCCACAGCUCCACAAGUUUGCCUUCGUCUUUCACCUGUGCGUGGUUGACCUGCUGGCAGCCCUGGUGCUGAUGCCCCUUGGCAUGCUCUCGAGUCGAGCCUUCUUUGGGGAAGCCUUGUGUCGGAGCUACCUCUUUCUCAGUGUGUGCCUGGUUAGUGCCGCCAUCCUGUCUAUAUCUGUCAUCAAUGUGGAACGUUACUACUACAUCAUACACCCCAUGCGCUAUGAAGUAAAGAUGACUGUUGGCCUGGUAGCAUCAGUGCUGGUGGGGAUCUGGGUAAAAGCCUUGGCCAUGUCAGCUUUGCCACUGCUUGCUUGGUUCCUGCAAGGUGGAAGAACUCCUCUCCUGGAGAGUAGUGGAGUUGGGGGAGUAGGUGAUGGGGCAGUUGCACCUCCUCCAACUCAGAGUCACAGGCGCUGCUCACUGCAUUGGACAGGGGGAGGGUCAAACCGCAUGGCCUUUAUGGUCCUAUUUACUCUGGUCUAUUUCUUGUGUCCUCUACUGGUCAUCCUUGUUGUGUACUGCAAUAUGUUCAAAGUGGCUCGGGUAGCAGCCAUGCACCACGGGCCUCUGCCAACCUGGAUGGAUACACCUCGGCGCCAGAGGUCUGAAUCUCUCAGCAGUCGCUCCACGAUGGUCACCAGCUCUGGAACAGGGACUGGGACAGGCCAAGCAACCCCGCAACGACCCUUUGGGGGAGGAAAGGCUGCAGCAGUGCUGGCAGCAGUAGGUGGGCAAUUUCUUUGCUGCUGGCUGCCCUACUUUACUUUCCACCUGUAUUCAGCUCUGGCGGCCAGCCCUCCGGCCACACUAGCCUCUUUAGAAGAGGUAGUCACCUGGAUUGGCUACUUUUGCUUCACCUCCAAUCCCUUCUUUUAUGGCUGUCUCAACAGGCAGAUAAGGGAGGAGUUGGGCAAGCAUCUUCCUUGUCUAUUUCGGCGAGCAGGAGUUGAGAUGGAGGACAGACUGCCCAGUCAUGAAGGAUCCAUAGAGGAGAAUUUCCUCCAGUUUCUUCAGGGCACAGGCUGUAAUUUGGAUCCCCAAAACUCUCACAGCACCUCUAGUCCCAAAGGUGAGGCUGGCUGCCCCAUGUCUCAGCCACAACCCCAUGAACCUGUACAGCCCAUACCCAUUGAUUUCAGAAUCCCUGGACAAAUUGUAGAGGAGACUUCAGAGUUUAUUGAGAAUGAACAGGUGAAAAACAACCAUAUAUCUACAGACAAUUAAGCUUCAAUGCCUUUAUUUCCUGACAAUAAGCCUAGUUUUGAUUGUUCACAAAGCAGAAUUUAUUCGAAUUAAUACAAAACUAUUUCUACUGAUGACCAUCUAACAGUUUAUUUAAAUGACUUUAAAAUCUAUCUUUGACUCACUGCACUUUGCUUCAUCAGAGUACAUUCUAAAAGACUUGUGAAAACACAUUUUGUAUGCAGUUGUUGGAGAUUUACUGGGAACAGUGAAAAUUUAAAAACAUUCCCCACAACCGCUCAGCUCUGUACAGAAAAUGACUCAGUGAAAUAACUUUUAUGUAUCAUGUUUUUUUUUUUUUUAAUAAAAAUAAAAAAAACAUUAAGUUUAUAUUUGAUGCCACAGGUUACUCAAAAGUUUUCAGAGUUGCAGUAUUUUUUUUUUAAAUAAGGAAGUACAUACAUUGGCUCCCUCUCAAUUUUACACAUAACCAUUGUACCAAAAGGCUGUGUGGUAUGAGUCAAAUUGCCUUUGGUAAUAAAGACACAAUCUUUAAACAAGCCCACCUGAGUCCUGUGAGACUCUGGCUCGUUACUUAUUACAAAAAGCUAUAAAUUACUCCAAGAAAAUACAAGUCAUAGAAGGCAGCAAUAAAUUUUAGACGGUAUUUAAAAAAAAUCCAAUAAGAAAAAAAAAGCACAACUGUCACUUUCGAUUAGUGGUGGGGCUUUCAGCAAGGAUAAAGCCGCUCUUAACCCUUAUACCAAUCUGCCAAAUUUAAUUAGAGACAUGUUUGUUGUGACCUAACUCUCAUGGAAACACUACAAGUUGUUUACAGAUUUCAAUUUUGUCCUUUUUUUGGGUGCUUUUUCAAACACACUUUUUUAUUAACUAAAAAGAAAGCCAGAUAUUUUGAAAGAUCAUGUUUUGAUAAAAAGUUGACUUUUUAAGGGUCACCCAGCUUCCUGCCAUAUGCUGUAUCAGUGGAUAAAGAUCUUUAAAAAUAGUCUUGUGAUGCACUGCAUUGCAUUAAAAAAUGACUAUUUCUUUCAUUUGUCAAGUGUACCAAAUUGUGUGUUAUGUUUAGUGAGACAGUUUAAGUUGUGGGUUGUGUGCUUCACUUAACACACCCAUUUUUCUUUCAACUGUUGGUAAAGUAUUUGUAAUAAACUUUAUUUGAGGAGUAAAUUGACAUAAAUGCAGUAACUGCCUUCUUUGUUUCAUUUCCAGCGUAGAAAAUAUCUAUUCAAGAGGAAUUGACUAUCCUGUUCAUCAGGGUUUUUAUACAGUACCUCACAUGCAGGAAAAAGAAAAUCAUUUUUUUAAUUCUGCAUGAUUUUUUUUGUCAAGGUUGACUCCUGCACACUCUAACCUAACGUUGUACAAUGACUAAAGCAGGGGUUAAUUGUAUUAUUAGUUUUUAUAAAUCAGUAAUGAGGGUUGAGACUUUGCUACAUUUUUCAGCCUCAGUUUGAUGGUGAGAUGAAUAAGUAUUUUCUAGAAAUCUAUUUAGUGUGAUAAGACAUGAUAUGUGAGAAUGACUGAAAAAAUACAGAUAUUUCUAAUAUGGAAACAGGGUUUUUUUUAUGACAAUAUUUUCAAAUUUGUCCUUGAGCAACAACACCAAUCCAAAAUCUAAAGAUUGAUCAACUUGAUAUCUUCUUUUCAUCACAUCUAAUUAUUCCAAAAUGUGAAAAAUGUGUAUGUGAAGAUUUUGACAUGUUUAAGAGUUGUUGUUUUAUACAACAGAGGAUAAAAAGAGAAUGGCUUCCACUGUACUGCAGAGGUAUAAAUGAGUUCACAAAGAUACGCAGUGAAAAGCUGAGUGACAGACUCUGUUGUAAUAAAGAAUUUCUAUGUUUGUAAAACA